UCUCGUUUUUAAAAUAUAUAGUUAGGUAAGGAUAUUUCGCUUCGUCUGACCUCCUUUUGGUAUAUUUUUGUAAGUCACAAAAAUAUUGUUGUCCCUUUUCGCGCCUCGUUUCGAUUCUCGACUGGGCGCCAUCCGCAACAGGUGCACAAUUUCGUUUUCGAGAGAGGUAAACUCAUUUGCACUUAGAGCCAUGACAACUAGUGUCAUUGGUGGCAAAAGAGCUUGCAGUCUAAAUGUUUAUAUUACGAACUUGAGGCGGGUCAAACCUUAAAUCAGCAGCGAAGCCAGGUGAAAAACGUCAGAGCGACAGCAGGCAGAAGUCUCGUUACUUCAAAGUAAAACAACAGGAAUUCGUGUUGCGCACCUGGCGCGGCUUUCAUCAACUGGAGCCUAACCCGGCGAAAUGGCUAAUCCGUUUCGCUGGUGUCGAGUGUCGCACGACUGCGUGUUCCAGAUUAAUGUGGUUCUGGUGGUGGUCGGAGUGAUCUUUCUGCUUGACGUGCUCAGCCACCUCUAUCUGAAGGCGGUCAUGUUUCCAGGCCUUCGUCUGUACCCGGUAGCCUUGAGGCCCUGGCUCUUUUGGGUGCGCGCUUUGACAAUGGUUGCCUACAUUCUGAACGCUGUACUUGGGAUUCACAUGGCCCGACGACCUACCGCCUUGAAGUACGCUGGCUAUAUGCUCGUUGGAAGCGUGGUGUUGCUGUACACCAUAAGCAUCGGAGUGACUCGCUUCAUGUACCGCAAAAGAUUCGAGUUCUUUGCCGAGAUGCUGGUGCAGCAGAUGUGGGUAAGAAACAGUCUUGGCAAGUUCGAAGUAGAGUUCGAGUGCUGCGGAAGGACCAGCGUAGUCGACUACCAGACAGCAUCGAGCAACCGCACCUGGCCCAUUGGCUCUUGCUGCGGGGAGCAGAACUGCACCGGCUGCACUUCGAAGCUUAGCCAGUACCUGUGGACCAUCGAGAUGGAUGUGGCAAGGGAUAAUAUUAUCGUAUCCGUUCUCUUGUUCGUGGCGAUGAUCGUCAUGGUUUUACACUUCAAGGAUGUGCAAGCCCACGACGAUUCUCUUGAUGUGGAUGAGACAUCAGAACUGGCAGACGACUCGGACGCCAAGGAAUAAGCCCCAUUUCUAUCUAGUCGUGACGGUCCUAAUUGCCUAUUUAUGUUCCUUCUAAUGAUUUUUUUCUUAACACAUCUCUGCCAAAGACACUAGAAUAAAUAAGUUAAUCUAGUGUCUUUGUCUCUGCCCUGUAGCUGUCAUCCUGUUUUUGGCUCAUUUGGUCGGCCAAACACGUCCUCAGCUUUUAUAAGGUCUCCCUCAUUUAAAUACAUACAUACUCUUUUGAAAAUAUAUUUAUAUUUAUUUUCUGCGACAAAGGUUAUGAUAAUUAGAUCUGAAGCUAUAAAUUAUGAUUUUGAAAUCUGAAGUCCCGGCCGCUUUACCUAAACCAAAAUGGACUCAUGGUUUUGAUCUCAACGAAAGAAUUUUGGGAAGAACGGCAUUCUGACAAUUAUUGGUAGUGUUAGGAUAGUAUUUUGCAAUGCAAACAUUUUUCAAAAGUGCGUGGCAAUAUGGGUCAACAAAGUUCCGCUGUCUCUACAAUCUGUAUGCUUAAUCUCAUUUUAUAAAUAAAGACAGAAUAUAUAUACUUUAUAUGGUCAAAAACGCUUCCUUCUAC
This is a messenger RNA of Drosophila sechellia, 1676 nucleotides long. RefSeq names its product Tetraspanin 42A (gene Tsp42A). The record is from RefSeq and is a predicted model, not a curated record. The coding region runs from base 404 to 1117 and encodes 237 amino acids. The transcript has a single exon. Gene Ontology annotation, cellular component: membrane. Lineage: Eukaryota; Metazoa; Arthropoda; Insecta; Diptera; Drosophilidae.